AUGGAGAGAAGUGCGGAUACACUCGGCCCCGCACUUGUUCAACCGGAGACAUCAGCAACGGCGACAAAUCUGGGUGUUUCGCUGGAAACUCGCCCCACCUACGUUGCAGAACUGGCACCUGCAGAUCCGAAAAUAACUCGAAAACCGCUGAUUAAAGAUGUGAAAGCCAAAACUACUAUGGGAGAUGAUGCCCGCGAGGAGCGGAAUCAGCUGGCGAGGCAGGACGCCAGCGUCUCCAACUACAACCGAAGAAGUCCUCUAGGAAGGGCAUCCGAAGUUCCGGCAGUUGUAACGUCCAUGCCGAAGAUUGUGGAAGUGAUGAAGGACGUUCAAGAUGUCGUGGAACGACCGACUCGAUUAGGGUUAUUGACCGUAGACGAAGAAUCACCGUGGGAAAUUGAGGACGACACUAGUUACGCAGAUAGCGUUCAAUAUACUCGAAAUCGAUUUAAAAAGCCGUUAUUCAUUUAUUUAGUCAUUCUGGAACCACUGAAAAGUUGCAUAGCAACCCCUCCUAAAAGGAUGAAGAACAUUCAUAACCUUAUGAUCAAAACAAACGAUCUUUGGCUUGAGCUGGACGACGAUAUCUGCUCUUCGGACUCAUCGCCGCUAGUCUCGCCAAGCUUACGGACUCCUGCCAUUGCACUUCCACCUCCGCCACCAAAAAGUGCACCUCCUUUUUCUCAAGCUGCACAGUACGCUAAUUCGUCACCGAUUUGUAAUGGCGAUGUGUCACUGAGUAACGGCGGUACACCAACAAUACUUCGCCCAGAUGAGAGUUUACUGCGACCGCAUGAACUCGAGACGAACGGAAAACGUGUUGAAAUUCAGACUGCUACUUCCGAAUGCAGACUUCAGCAAUCGUUGUCGACACCGUGCCCUCCACAUGAAGAACCAGUGCCCAGAAAGGAUUCCGAGUACAGGCGGUUUAAGUCAGAAGGUUCGUCCGCGGGCCCACUACCUGCUGGUCCUGAAAUGGACGUGGCCAUCGACGAUCUCUCACCAAUAGCCGACGCUCGAUCCACGCCUCCUCACCGCUUCAACUUGAUAGCUCAAGACUCCGUUGUCAAUGGUGGUCCCAUCACGAAGCAUUCGAAUACCGAACAAGUGUUGAUGAUGCAUACGUUGAAGACGAAGACGUCCAAGUAUCAGUCAUUUAUCGACAAAGCUUUCCAGAAUAUCAUGCAGGCUACGGAUGAGCAGAUCAUCGAGGGUUGUACAAUUGUUGCAAAGGUGAUGACAAAGGCGUGGAUGAUUCCAAAAGUGUCGCAUGAUCUAUCGUUUGCGCUCUGUGACUACCUAAGAGAGAAGAUGUACCUCGACGCGCUGAUCAAAUUGUUCAUUGGCCCGACCACCUGUGAACCAGUUCGUUUGGCUUGCGGUCGUGUGCUUGAGGAAUGUAUGUCGUUAAACAACCGCGAGUAUAUCGUAAACAAGGGUUGGUUGAAAAAGAUUGUAUCCAUGGCGAUGAAGUUGAACAAGAACGCUGAACAACAACGAAUGAGCCUCAGCAUCAUGGAAAGCAUGUUUAAGCACAGCUCAAGCACUUCUCUGAAGUUGAUUGAGUACGGAGUAUUGGAUCAUAUCAUUAUAACGAGUAAAAGAGCUAUGGACACGCCGACUACGCUUCGACACGCUGCGUUGGGUUUGGCAAACCUAACACUUUAUACAUGCUCAGAAGGGAAGAAGAAGCUCAUACAGAAGAAGUUACCCGAAUGGUUAUUUCUUCUGGUUAACCAGGACGACGAUCUUACUCGUUACUACGCCAGCCUAGCUAUUUGCAUGUUAGCCAGUAUAAAGGAAUUCGAAUCAGCAGUGAUGAAGUCGGAUACACUGAAACUGGUAGAACCAUUUCUUCUAGCUCAUGAUGCUACCACAUUUGCUGGCGAUCACUACAAACAUUCGCAAGGGAGACCGAAAGAAUGGUUGAGCAGGCUCCUUCCGAUGCUAAAAUCAAUGCGACGUGAAGCGAAAAGUAUGGCCGCAUUUCACUUUGCCAUGGAAGCAGCAAUUAAAAAGGAUCAGAAUAAAUUGGAUGUGUUCCAAGAAAUCGGCGCCAUCCAAGCUUUAAAAGAAGUCGCAUCGUCACCGGAUGAGGUAGCUGCCAAAUUCGCUUCCGAGGCCUUAACUGUUAUCGGCGAAGAGGUUCCCUACAAACUCGCUCAACAAGUCCCCAACUGGACAGUGAAAGAUGUGCAAUACUGGGUUAAAAAGAUCGGGUUCGAAGACUACGUAGACAGCUUUGCUAAACAGAUGGUUGACGGAGACAUCUUGCUGCAUUUAACUGAAAAGGAACUCGAACGUGACAUCGGCAUGUCAUCUGGAUUACAUCGAAAACGAUUCAUCCGGGAACUGGAAAGUCUUAAGAUAGCCGCGGACUACUCCGCCGUGGACGAAAGCAACCUGGAUCAGCUGCUCAUGUCUCUUAGUCCCGAGCUCUCCGUUUACACCUACAAGAUGCUCUCGUGUGGCAUAAACAGGUCGUUGUUGGGAUCCUUAACUGAUGAGCUGAUGCAGACUGCCUGUGGAAUUACAAAUCCUAUCCAUCGAUUGAAAAUGACGCAAGCCUUCCAAAACGCUAAACAUCCUGACGAAGUGGAGGUUGCUGUGCUGAGUAAACAAAUCGACGUAUUCAUCAGCUACCGAAGAAGUACCGGGAAUCAAUUGGCCAGCCUUAUCAAGGUCCUGCUUCAAUUGAAAGGAUACAAGGUGUUCAUCGAUGUCGACAAACUUUAUGCGGGCAAGUUCGACUCAUCCUUACUCAAGAACAUCCAGGCAGCUAAACACUUUAUCCUUGUGCUCACACCGAAUUCUUUGGACCGAUUAUUAAAUGAUCAUAAUGGUGAUGACUGGAUCCACAAGGAGCUGAAAUGCGCUUUUGAAUAUCAGAAGAACAUUAUUCCAAUAUUCGAUCAAGCAUUCGAAUUCCCUCAGAAUGAGGAAGCUAUUCCUCAAGACAUCCGAAUGAUCACGAAAUACAAUGGAGUCAAAUGGGUGCAUGACUACCAAGACGCCUGUAUGGGGAAAGUUGUGCGAUUCAUAGAGGGAGAACUGAACCGAACGCCAAGUUUACCAGCAUCAUCAAACUCGGCUCCUCAUUCUCGUCGAACUGUCGGAGGUCGCUUUCCCCCUUCACAGUCGAGCAUCCGACAGACUUCUACAACUAGUCAUCGGGGAAUUGGAAGAGUUGGAGAGCACCCUCCUUCGACUCCUACUUUCACACCAGCAUCCUCAACAGACAAAAACCGUCGGAAACACCAUACAUCGGUCACCACAGUGUACGAUCGUAACUGA
Necator americanus (New World hookworm) is the source of this 3294-nucleotide messenger RNA. RefSeq lists its product as uncharacterized. Gene Ontology annotation, biological process: negative regulation of MyD88-independent toll-like receptor signaling pathway; signal transduction; response to axon injury. Gene Ontology annotation, cellular component: dendrite. Bases 1 to 3294 code for a protein of 1097 amino acids. NCBI's taxonomy places the organism in Eukaryota, Metazoa, Nematoda, Chromadorea, Rhabditida, Ancylostomatidae. Gene Ontology annotation, molecular function: protein binding; NAD+ nucleosidase activity; signaling adaptor activity. The transcript has 28 exons. The record is from RefSeq and is a predicted model, not a curated record.